AUGGCCUCCCGAUUCUCCAUGCGCCGGCUGCUCAAGCCAUUGGCGUACGGCGCAGGUCUAGCCGUGGCAGGUACCGCAGGAAUGUACAUUAUCUACCGUCCUCGAAACGUCCCGGGUGCAGAAACACUCGCGCCAAAACCGCCUAGAAGAGACGAGCAUGGAAACAUCAUCCCACCUAAAUUCCCCUACAUCAAGACGAGAGCAGAACAGAUUGCCGACCUCAAAAAGUCAUCCUCGACGCCCUCAUCAGAAAUCUACGACCUUCUCGUUAUUGGUGGCGGAGCUACUGGCACAGGUAUCGCCCUCGAUGCAGCCACGAGAGGCUUGAAAGUGGCAAUCGUGGAAAGAGACGAUUUCAGCAGUGGCACAAGCAGCAAAUCCACCAAGCUCGUUCAUGGCGGAGUGCGGUACCUUGAAAAAGCUGUGUGGAAUUUGGAUUACAGUCAAUACCAACUGGUCAGAGAGGCUUUAAGAGAGCGGAAGAGUUUCUUGUACACCGCACCACAUCUGUCAUCUUGGCUGCCGAUUAUGCUGCCGCUCCAGGCAUGGUGGCAGGCACCCUACUUCUGGGCAGGAACCAAAUUCUACGAUUUCCUAGCUGGGUCUGAGGGAAUCGAGAGCUCUUAUUUCCUACCGAGAAGUAAGGCUCUAGAAGCAUUUCCCAUGUUGAAGAAAGAGAAUCUCAUUGGCGCUCUCGUGUAUUACGACGGCCAGCACAACGAUUCAAGGAUGAAUAUUUCCCUGGCCAUGACCGCUACAUUGUACGGUGCUACAACAGUCAACCAUCUGGAGGUGACAGGCCUGGAGAAGAACGCAAACGGCAAACUUACAGGCGCUAGGGUGCGGGAUCUGAUCGCAGACAAGGAUGGAAAAAGCAACGACGAGGAAUUUAUUGUCAAAGCGAAAGGCAUCAUCAACGCGACAGGACCAUUUUCCGACGCCAUCCGGCAAAUGGACUCUCCCAGUGACAAGGAGAUUGUCGCACCUAGUUUGGGGGUGCAUGUCGUUCUUCCUGGAUAUCUGAGUCCUGAAAAUAUGGGCCUGAUCGACCCCUCGACCUCGGAUGGACGAGUCAUCUUUUUCCUCCCAUGGCAAGGCAACACCAUUGCAGGCACGACAGACGCACCCUGUGCAAUCUCCCAGAACCCAGUGGCCGGAGAGAAAGACAUUGAAUGGAUCUUGGACGAGAUCCGGACAUACCUUACUCCCGAUAUCGAUGUUCGGAGGUCAGAUAUCCUUGCCGCCUGGUCGGGUAUACGGCCACUCGUCCGGGAUCCAAAUUCCAAAAAGACAGAGUCACUUGUCCGGAGCCAUUUGGUCACGGUCUCAGACUCCGGGCUGCUGACUUGCGCCGGCGGAAAAUGGACAACGUACCGACAAAUGGCUGAAGACGCAGUCGACAAAGCGAUUGAAGUCUUCAAGCUGCAACCGAAAGCGAUCAGUUAUGUCCCGGAUAUCAGCGGCGUCAACGGGAUUGAUCCGUCGGUUGGUCUUCUCAAUGGAACCUGUCAAACGCACCAUAUUCGCCUGAUUGGAGCUCAUGGGUACUCGACGACUCUCUUCAUCAACCUGAUCCAGCACUUUGGUCUUGACCCGGAUGUUGCGAAGCAUUUGGCCAGCGAUUACGGCGACCGGGCUUGGGAUGUCGCGGCGCUGGCUUCUCCCACCGACAACACCGAACACUAUCCCCUCCGUGGUCAACGGCUAUCGUCUUUGUAUCCAUUCAUCGACGGUGAAGUCCGCUAUGCUGUCCGCAGUGAAUAUGCGCAAACCGCAGUAGACGUUCUCGCGAGGCGGACGAGGCUGAGCUUUCUGAAUGCGCAGGCGGCGCUGCAUGCUUUGCCCAAGGUGAUUGACAUCAUGGCCGAAGAGCUGAAAUGGAGUGAAAAAAGAAAACAGGCAGAGUGGACAGACACUGUUGCGUUCCUGGCCAGCAUGGGUUUGCCCAGCGAUCUGCUCCAAAUCACCCGUGAGCAAGUGUUGAAGGGAGAGGUGUCUUCACGGAGUCUCGCGCCGUUGGAGGGCACCUCGAAAAGACCUGUGCCUCUGAGACCGACACUCAGGCCUGUGCCGGAGGCGCACGGAUCUUUGCCAUGA
Cladophialophora psammophila CBS 110553 is the source of this 2097-nucleotide messenger RNA. RefSeq names its product glycerol-3-phosphate dehydrogenase. The record is from RefSeq and is a predicted model, not a curated record. Bases 1 to 2097 code for a protein of 698 amino acids. Gene Ontology annotation, molecular function: glycerol-3-phosphate dehydrogenase (quinone) activity. Gene Ontology annotation, cellular component: glycerol-3-phosphate dehydrogenase (FAD) complex; mitochondrion. Gene Ontology annotation, biological process: glycerol-3-phosphate metabolic process. NCBI's taxonomy places the organism in Eukaryota, Fungi, Ascomycota, Eurotiomycetes, Chaetothyriales, Herpotrichiellaceae. The transcript is spliced from 2 exons.